This is a messenger RNA of Salvelinus sp. IW2-2015, 3674 nucleotides long. It is a transcript of the gene exd2, whose product is annotated as exonuclease 3'-5' domain containing 2. The record is from RefSeq and is a predicted model, not a curated record. Gene Ontology annotation, biological process: nucleobase-containing compound metabolic process. Gene Ontology annotation, cellular component: nucleus; cytoplasm. Lineage: Eukaryota; Metazoa; Chordata; Actinopteri; Salmoniformes; Salmonidae. Gene Ontology annotation, molecular function: nucleic acid binding; 3'-5' exonuclease activity.
GUCAUGAUAAAUGGAGCCGGAAGCAACAUCACUAGAAGCCAGUGGACAUGUGCAGGAAGCCGGCGGUGCGUUAUGGUGUGGACGUGAAACACAGAGGACAAAUCUAGCUGUUCCCCAAUGCUGACAUGAUAUCCCCAGUCUCUCUGAACAAACUUCAAUUCGGUCUGUAAAGGUCUACCUACGCCCCUCUACACACUACUCAACCAACCAGCCCAAAUCUACACCUCUGAAACCCAAGAUGGCUACUAGACAAAAAGCCCUGAUGGUUGCAGUGGUCACCCUGUUGGGCGCCACCUUGGGAGGCCUGUUAUUAUGGCGACAACCAACCCUGAGGACACAAAAGAAGAAGCAGCGUCUAGCUCAGGGUCAGAUAGGGGUCAGCACUGGUCCCGUACCAGUGGAACAGCUGGGUCCUGUGGUUGUGGAGCCAGUCSAGUCCCAGACCCAGCUAACCCUUGGUCAGAGCCUGGGCCUCCUCCUGCCUGUUUCACUGCCCCCUGCUGACCAGGUCUUGGCAGUYCAGCCUGUGAUGGUGAGCUCUGAGGAGGGUUGGGAGCAGUGGUGGCCGUCGCUGCAAAAGGAGCUAUCCGUCUACCCCGUCCUCGGGCUGGACUGCGAAUGGGUGUCAGUGAAGGGUAAGGCGUCGGCGGUCUCCCUCCUCCAGAUGAGUUCCUACUCUGGCCUGUGUGUGUUGGUGAGGCUACAUCUGUUCCGAGGUAGCCAGCAGGACUUUCCCCUCAGCUUGAAGGAGGUCCUCAGGGACCCCCAUGUCCUGAAGGUGGGCGUGGGGUGUUAUGAAGACGGGACACGUCUGACCCGYGACUACGGCCUGGCUCUGGGUUGUACCGUGGACCUGAGAUAUCUCGCUCUACGACAAAGGAAGGUCGUGUUGAACAAUGGUUUGAGCCUCAAGUCUCUGGCUGCGGACCUGCUCAAUGUGUCUCUGGAUAAAUCCAUGGCGCUUCGAUGCAGUAACUGGGAGGCUGACCAGCUGACCCUAGAACAGAUGACUUACGCAGCCCUGGAUGCACAGGUAUCCAUCGCCCUGUUCUUCCACCUGCUGGGCCUCUACUCAGACACCACGCCCUUACCUGACAGUGGGAGUGGCUAUACCCAGCUGGCCAAUCGCUGCCAGGGCCUGAUAGACACACCCUUCAGGGAGUGGGGUGAGGGGGAGGAUGGCGAGAGGAGACGGAAGAGUAAGAAGCUCCGGCAGCCUACUUUGGAAAGCUCCGAGAUUGGUGACCAGCAAGUACCAGACCCCAGAAAGAACAACAAGAGGAAACCGCUCGGUGUGGGUUACUCUGCGAGGAWGACCCCUCUUUAUGACAARUGCUUCCUCCAUGCCCCGGARGGACAACCCCUCUGUACCUGCGACAAGAGGAAGGCCCAGUGGUACCUGGAUAAAGGACUAGGAGUGUUGCAGAGUGACGAGCCCUUCAUCGUGCGUCUGCUGUUUGAGCCGUCGGGACGUCCAGAGUCCCAGCAGGACUACUACCUGACUGCCAAGAAGAACAUGUGUGUGGUGUGUGGCAAGAACGAGUCUUAUAUCAGGAAGAACAUCGUUCCUCACGAGUACAGACAACACUUCCCCAUGGAGAUGAAGGACCACAACUCCCAUGACGUCUUGCUGCUGUGCACUUCCUGUCACGCAGCCUCCACCGUGCACGACGGCUUCCUGAAGCAGCAGCUGGCUGAUGAGCAUGGCGCGCCCCAGGGGUGUGAGGAGGGCGUGCGUCUCCUGGAGGACUCUGACCGCAGGAGGGUUCGUUCUGCAGCCCGAGCCCUGCUCACCGUGGGGGAGGGGCUUCCAGAGGUCAGGAGAGAUGAGCUGCAGAAGGUCAUAAGGUGCUUCUUUAACGACACCGACAUGGAGCUGAGUCCCGAGACACUUCAGAGGGCUGCAGACCUGGAGACGAGGAUCUUCAAUGAGAGCUAUGUUCCCCACGGGCUGAAGGUGGUGAAGGUGAACGUCGAGCACGGCCUGAAGGGAUUAAUGGCGCUGGAGAGCCGCUGGAGACAACACUUCCUGUCUACCAUGACGCCUCGCUACCUUCCUCCUCACUGGUCUGUCAGCCACAACCACGACAAGUUACGACGCAAGUACGGCGAUGACCUUCUCAUCCAGCUUAACUGACCUACAGUCUGGUACCCAGGCUACAUCUGUCUGGUUCCCCAUCAGCUGUUGCAGCAGCCUCUACCUGGGGUCCAGCCUCUACCUGGGGUCCAGCCAGCCUCUACCUGGGGUCCAGCCAGCCUCUACCUGGGGUCCAGCCAGCCUCUACCUGGGGUCCAGCCUCUACCUGGGGAUUACACAGUAGCCCAGAGAUCAGACUAAUGCCUUCAGGUGAAGGGUUGGAUUCUGUGUGUUCAGUGCCUGCGAUCCUCCUCCUCAGUCUACUGUUGGCUGGACGACGACAUCUGUUGCUCUGAUUGUGAUGCCUUACAUGUUAAAUGCCAGACAGAGCCUGUGCUAGUGGGCCCAGCAGGAUGUAUUGGACCCCUUUAGUGACACGUUGGCACCCUGUUCUUUUAAAUAGUGUCGUACAUUUUGACCAGGACCCAGAAGGUGCCAUUUUGAGAUCCUGAGAGAGACUGGCCUUGUUUUUCUGACCGGGGUAAAAUAAUUCAGUGUCAAGAACACUAUCUGAAGAUGGUGUAGCAGAAUUCAUGAUGAAAUCCUAUUGAAUAUAGGAUGGUCACGAUACCAGUAUCCCGAUACUCUGAGAUAUCGUGGCAAGGAAACAAAACAUGAAGCACGCUGUAUUUCCUGAUGGGGAAACAGUCCUAAUGAUGUCAACUAGAAUCACAUGUUUAUGUUCCUACAACAGACAAUAUUUAACUUCCAGUAGAUUUUAAUGAGCGAAAGAGUUCAGUCUGCUUUGUGUUUUCCUUGUUGCCAUGGAAAACCUGGUUUUCGUGACGACCCGGCUAUGGUUUGGUUUCCCAGAUUUAAAACUAGUCCUAGAAGCUAGCCUAGCUAGCCAGGAAUACCAUAGGAGACUAGACUUCAUCUAGGCCCAGGAAACAGGCCCUAUACAGGGCAUUUGGGAACGUAUUCAGACCCCUUGACUUUUACCACAUUUUUGUUACGUUACAGCCUUAUUCUAAAAUGGAUUAAAUGUUUUUUCUCAUCAAUCUACACAAAAGCCAUAUGAUGUUGACAUCGAUUUAGGAAGCACAUCUGAUUCAGUUGUACAACUGACUAGGUAUCUCUCCUCCCACUAACUAAUCCAUUUUAGAAUAAGGCUGUAACGUAACAAAAUGUGGACAGUCAAGGGGUCUGAAUACUUUCCAGUUUCAGAAAAUCAUGUAUUUUAGACUAGGCUGAAACCUGCUUUUAGUUAUCAUUAAAUAUGAGUUAUAAUUUCCCCUGCGGGUUUUCAGUCCUAKAGAUGGGCAUUUGUGAGCGUGCAGAAAUCAUGUUUGCUUGGCAAAGGUAGCUUACUUUUUUUUAUUUUAUUUAACACGACAGAGCACCUCAUCUUUGUCUUUUUUUUUUUAAUGGAUCAGACGAAGCUAUACAUUCAACUGAUCAGCCGUUAUGAAUUGAUGACGAGCAGCCAUCGAAUGUGUCUGAAAUGGCUCUACGUUGCCUUCAGAGUAUUCACACCCCUGUUUCCACAUUCUGUUGUGUUAAGGCCUGAUUUUUAAAAAUUAUUACAUUUUUAGAU